AUGGUUCUCAGCCCCACAGCGGCUCUGCCCCACAGCGGCUCAGCCCCCUGGUUCUGUGCCCCACAGGGACUCUGCCCCACGGCGUCCUCCCCCUCCCCCCCGCCCUCCCCGCCCCCAAUAAAGCACAUUCCGUGGGGCGCUGACCCGUGUGGGGCCGAGUUAAUGAGUGAUGACUUGGGGGGCGGGAAGGGUCUCGCCUCCUGCCCCACGGCGCCUUCUUCCCCCCCCACAACCCCGACCUUCGGGCGCCGGCCGGCCAUGGGGCAGGAGGAGCGGGAGGGGGGUUCCGUGGGGCGCCCCACGGCGGGAUCCCGGCCGCCCCCCGUGGACUUGGGGGGAGAAGGGGCGUUUGUGGGGCAGCCGUGGGGCGCGCUGCUGCGGGCGCUGCUGGUGCUGCAGCUCUGCGCCAUCGGGCCCCUGGUGCGACACGCCCCCACGAUCCUGGGGGCCUCGCGGCGGGUGCUGGGGGAGCGGUUGUGGGGCCGGCUGCUGCGGGCCACCUUCUACGGGCAGUUCGUGGGGGGCCAGACCCACGGCGAGGUGGUGGCCACCGCCCGGCGGCUGCGCGCCGUGGGGCUGAGGCCCAUGCUGGCCCUCCCCAUCGAGGAGGAUGUGGGGCAGGAGAAGGACGGGGAGACGUGGUACGAGUCGAACCGUGGGGCGGCGCUGGAAUGUGUGGGGCUGGCGGCCGCCACCGGCCCCCGGCCCAUGAUGCAGCUGAAGGUGACGGCCCUGAUGAGCGCCCGCCUCUGCCAGAAGCUCUCGGGGCGGAUGGCGGAGCCGGGGCUGACCCCCGAGGGGCUGGCGGCCAUCAUGGGGGGCCGGAUGUGGGGCAGAAGGGGGGAAAUGGCUGAGAAGGGGGGGGGAAAUCGGGCAGCUAUGGGGCAGGAGGUGGGGGGUGCAGGGCCGGCUGUGGGGCCGGCUGUGGGGCUGGCUAUGGGGCGGGCCGUGGGGCCCGGGUCCCCGCAGGCCGCCGUGGGGCAGCGCGUGCAGCUGCUGGUGGACGCGGAGACGAGUGACCUGAACCCGGGGCUGGGGCUGCUGACGCUGGCGCUGGCGGCGCGACACAACCGGGGGGCGCCGUGGGUCUGGAACACCUACCAGGCCUACCUGCGGCUGGUCCGUGGGGCCUACCUGGAGGCGGAGCUUCGGCGGGCGGAGCCAAUCCGUGGGGCAGAGCCAAUCCGUGGGGCGGAGCCGAGCCAUGGGGCGGAGCCUGGAGGGGCGGAGCCAAUCCGUGGGGCGGAGCCUCCCGAGGGGGCGGGGCCAGGCCCCCUCCAGCCCAGCCUCGAGGCCACCCACCGCAGCUAUGGGGAGUGCCUGGAGGUGGCCCUGGGGCUGGCGGCGCGGGACGGCGACCGCUUCGGGCUGAUGGUGGCCACCCACAACGAGGCCUCGGUGCUGCACGCUGUGAGGAGGAUGGAGGAGCUGGGCAUCCCGCCGGGGGGGGGCAGCGUCUGCUUCGGGCAGCUGCUGGGGAUGUGCGACCACGUCUCCCUCGCCCUCGGUACGGGGGGGGGGGGGGGGGGGGGGUACUACGCGGCCGUGGAGGCCAAGAAGGAGCGAAGCAGCAAACACGCGCAGACCUUCGGGGCCAAGCAGCCCACCAUGGGGGGCACCGGCCCCGCCCAGGACCGGGGGGUCUGGCUGGCGCUGCUGGGGCUGCUGCGGGAGCGGGGGCUGCUGCCGGUCGUGGCCUUCACCUUCUCGCGCGGGCGCUGCCGGGACCAGGCCGCGGCCCUGGGCUCCCUCCAGCUGCUGGAGGCCCCCGAGCGCGGCCGCGUCCGGGCCUUCUUCCAGCGCUGCGUCGCCCGCCUGCGGGGGGCCGACCGCCGCCUGCCCCAGGUGCUGGAGAUGGCGGAGCUGCUGCAGCGCGGCAUCGGGGUGCACCACAGCGGGGUCCUGCCCCUGCUCAAGGAGGUGGUGGAGAUGCUCUUCAGCCAGGGGCUGGUCAAGGUGCUGUUCGCCACCGAGACCUUCGCCAUGGGGGUGAACAUGCCGGCGCGCACCGUCGUCUUCGACUCCAUCCGCAAACAUGACGGCAACGGCUUCCGCGACCUCCUGCCCGGCGAGUACGUGCAGAUGUCGGGGCGCGCGGGGCGGCGGGGGCUGGACGCCACCGGCACCGUCAUCAUCCUCUGCAAGGGGCCCGUGCCCGAGAUGGCCGACCUGCACCGCGUCCUGCUGGGCCACCCCACCCCCCUGCAGUCCCGGUUCCGUCUGACCUACGGGAUGAUCCUCAACCUGCUGCGGGGCAGCGCCCUGCGCGUGGAGGACGUCAUGCGCCGCAGCUUCUGCGAGUUCCCCCUGCGCCGCGACGCCCCG
Molecule: messenger RNA, 2325 nt
Organism: Chroicocephalus ridibundus (black-headed gull)
Lineage: Eukaryota; Metazoa; Chordata; Aves; Charadriiformes; Laridae
Exons: 16
Biological process (GO): nuclear-transcribed mRNA catabolic process, 3'-5' exonucleolytic nonsense-mediated decay
Cellular component (GO): Ski complex
Molecular function (GO): RNA helicase activity
Source: RefSeq, a predicted model, not a curated record